GUGCGAACUACAACUGCGGUUCGACGACUGCACGAUGAGGUGUAUAAAACUUGGAUCGAGUUAAUUGCCAAGGAAUCGCCAUUUAUCGGCUGCAAGAGGAACACGGGACGAUUGGUGGAUAGAUUCGCUGUGGGGACGGAGCUGGCAACGCGAGGAUUGAAAAUAGAAGAACAAGCUCACGGAUAGUCAUGGGUAUAAUUCUAUGUUGGCGACGUCCUACUUUCGGAAAAGAUCGAUCAGACAUGUCGUGGGAGUCAACCGAAGGGCAGAUCGUUUUGGAUUCGAAAUGUCGAGAGGGUCAACCGAAUAUCGCGUCGUUUUAUGUCGUUUUAUCGCUACGUCGACUUUAAGCUAUCGCGACAAUCGCAUCGCGGCAUAAUAAAAGCCUCCGGCAACGCAAGCCAUGACGUUUCAUCUGGCUGGUAAAAUGAGCAGGAAGCACUUGCACUUGCGUCUUCACGUCAUCCCAGAUCAUAGUUUUAGACGUAGUUGCUGGGAAGGGCAUAUCUGCUCAAAACAGGUACUCAAGUACAUACUUACGCAUACCGAACGUACUCGCAAGUAAGUUGUUCAUCAUUUUGCCAGAUUUUUGCUGCUGUUUUCUGCGUAAUUAUACCGAUUUAAUCAUACUGAUUCCUUACUCGUUUUUUUUUAGAAUGCCUGUCAAGCUCAACAUCAAGCCGGAGGAGAUGAGCCCGAAAAGCAGAGCGGCCACGGAGAAUCUGCGCGAGAAAAUCGAACAAGAGAAGGCGGCGGCGGCGAAGGCGCUCGCAGCGAUUAGCUGCAUCGAAGGCCUCCGUGCCGGAAUGCCACCAGCGCUUGACAAGCGGGCCGCAGACGGUGCACAAAGUGCGGCGGCGCAUAUGCGCGACGGCCUGGCAACUAUCUACAAAGAGGGUCCCCGCGAGAGAGAGCUCGACCGGGUCCGGCUCGCCCUCGAGAAAACGAGCCCGAUAGAAUUCCUGAAGUCUCUGGAAUAUUUUCGCUCCUUUAUUCUGCUUCGUUACUUUCCCGCCUUUUUUCUUUCGCAUAUGAAUAUAUGUUCCAGGGCUCAGGGCGGGAGGCCCCCGUAAGGUGGACCGAACGCCGUAGAGCUGUCCACAUUAGUCCCGCCGCGUAACCCCCCUACUAAAAGGGUGACCCUCUUGCUCUUCUUUGACGCGAGACGCAUGACGCGAGACGCAUGACGCGAGACGCAUGACGCGAGACGCAUGACGCGAGACGCAUGACGCGAGACGCAUGACGCGAGACGCAUGACGCGAGACGCAUGACGCGAGACGCAUGACGCGAGACGCGUGACGCAUGACGCAUGACGCGCCACGCGUGACGCGUGACCCAUGACGCGGCACGCGCGACCCACGGAUCGGCCAGGGAUCCGCGGAUCGAUCGGGGGCCCGUGGGUCGGUCAGUGAUUCGCGAAGCGAUCCGCAAUCCGUGGAUUGCUCAGCGAUCCUUGGGCCGAUCAGUGACCCGCGGAUUGGUCAGUGAUCCGCGGACUGGUCAGUGAUCCGCUGACUCUGAUUGGUCAGUGAUCCGCGGAUUGAUCAGUGACCCGCGGACUGAUCAAAGACCCGCAGACCCGUCAGUGAUCCGUGGCUCGAUUGAUCAACUCAAAGACCCACGGCUCAGCCAGUGACCCGUGCAUUGAUCAGUGGCCCGUGGAUUGAUCAGUGACCCGCGGGCUGAUCAGUGACCCACGCACGGAUCGACAAAGGAUCCCCGGAUCCAUCAAGGGCCCGCGGCUGGAUCAAGGAUCCGCGGAUCGAUCAAAGGCCCACGGAUCGGCCAAGGAUCCACGGAUCGCUCAAGGGUUCGCGGAUCGUUCAAGGAUCCACGGAUCGGCCAAAACCGACCACGGGGCCGGGGAUCGAUCAAGGACCCGCGGAUCGAUCAAGGACCCACGGAUCGACCAAAAGUCCGCGGAUCGAUCAAAGGUCCGCGGAGCGAUCAAAGGCCCGCGGAUCGGUUAAAGAUCCCCAGAUCGCUCAAAGACCCACGGACCACGCGCCGGCCGCCGCGUGACACGUCACGCGAAGCACAUCGCGCGAAUGAGUUGCGUGCUGCGUCACGCUUGAAAUUGAGCCCAGGCGUCUCGUCUCCCCCCCGAAGCUCUCGGCGUCACGCGGUGGGCGUCACGCGUCACGAACAGCUCUGCGGCGUUCCGUAAGUCCUGCGGGAGGCCCCCCCCCGAUCUAACUUUUUGAAGGGGGGGCCUCCCAGCCCCGGACCCUCUUGGCGAGGGGCUGCCGGGCGGGAAGGCCUCAAAGCGCCCACUUCUGACCCCUUCCCGCUUCUUGCAUGUACCCUCCAGACCAGGCAAAGGUGGCAAAGGCUGGACCCCUCUGGCGUGUUGCAUGUGCCCAACACUACAGACCUGGCAAAGGUGGCAAGGGUGGACCCCUCUGGCGAGUUGCAUGCGCCCAACCCUACGCCAAGGGGGUGGGUCCCGCCUUGCCUCCUCUGCCAGCUCUGUCGGCCACACGCAACACGACAAGAGGGCCCAGCCUUUGCCACCUUUGCCAGAUCUGUAGGGUACAUGCAGGAAGCGGGAAGGGGUCAGAAGUGGGCGCGUUGAGGCCUUCCCGAUCCCGCCCGGCAGCCCUUCGACAGACCUGGCAAAGGUGGCAAGGGUGGACCCUUCUGGCGUGGUCCACCACAGAUCCAUCCACAGGGGGGGAGGCCUCCCUCCCUGGUACAUAUAUUGAUCCUUUUUGUUUAACUUGUUCCAAGAAUAACAACGUGAUCCGUUGA
Amoebophrya sp. A25 is the source of this 2751-nucleotide messenger RNA. The record is from the annotation of a GenBank genome assembly. NCBI's taxonomy places the organism in Eukaryota, Dinophyceae, Syndiniales, Amoebophryaceae.